GUCACCGGACGCGCAGCAAGAUCCAGCACAGAGCAGCAUGUUUGCAUACAUGAGCUCCUGAAGUGCGAGAGGAGGAGAGAAGGACACACGGGGAAGCGAGGAGGGAAGAAGAAGCCCCGGGGAGAAACGCUGUCAUCCCCCGCUGAAUGUUAGCACAGUGUUCGCAUCUGAAAGCUCAGAGAUGGAACUGUCAGCGAUUGGAGAGCAAGUGUUUGCCGUGGAAUCGAUCGUCAAGAAAAGAGUUCGGAAGGGAAAUGUGGAGUAUCUGCUGAAGUGGAAAGGAUGGCCUCCAAAAUACAGCACAUGGGAACCCGAGGAACACAUCCUGGACCAGCGGCUGGUGCAGGCCUACGAAGAGAAAGAGCAGAGAGACAGAGCUCUGGGCCACAGGAGGAAAGGAUCCAAAGGCAAAAGACUCCAUUUGCAGGACGCCGUCUACACCAUGGAUCUUCGCAGUGCUCACAAGACACCAGAGACGACGACGCCCCGCCUGCGUCUCUCCCUGACGCGCUCACGGGUCUCGGAGGACGAGGACGAGUCGUACGACGACGACGACGACGACGAACAACAAUGUCACAGGAGCAAAUCCAGGAGGCCGCGGUUCAGGUACUUUGACUCAAAUCCUCCGAGUCCAACACUGGAAAACUGGGAAGGUCUCGAGGAGGAAGAGGAGGAAGAAAGGGAAGAGGAGAUGAUAGAGGCUGAAAAGGAGACGACAGAAGACUUCUUUAAUGGACAAGAGAGGACAGACAGGUGGUGUGCCAUGGCCGGACCAGAUGAUGUCACUGCAUCAGAGGAGCCGGGCGACGCGUGGAGACCCAUCCCUUGUCCAGGAGAGGUGACCGUCACAGACGUCACCCUUAACGCCCUCACAGUGACUUUCAGAGAGUCAAGAAUGGCCAGUGGCUUCUUCAAAGGCUGAAGGUUGUGAGACGUGAUGAGGAGAGGGGGGGGCGGGGGUUGACAGUGUGAGCUCUGCAGUGAAGGCUCUGGUUUUAUCAGAGUGUGUUUAAAACCUUGGAUAAGCAGCAACAUUGGCAUUUCUGUUCCUUCUUUGCAACCACUUUCUUUGUCAGUCGGGUCAGUGGUUUUGUUUACAUGCACAGAGUCACCUGAAUGUGAGGUGCACUCCAGGUAAAGUUAUCUGUAGGUUGAACUGUUUCACCUAACACAAGGCAUUAGAUCUCUAUCAAUAUUAGUGGCUUUUAAGGGUGACAAAUGGAAAUGGAAAUUCCCUUAAAAAGAGUCACGUGAGUUUUUGAAUCAGUUUUCUCACAGUUUCUUCAUAUUUAAAGUCCUUUGAGACACAAACAGACAGACAGACACACAGAGCCACUAAAAACAAAAAAAUGUGACAAUACUUUACUCCCACGGAGUGAAGUACUGUUACAUACUAAACUAUGACUUUUUUUUUGAUCAUACUUUCAAAGUUUUUACACCCCAGAUGGGAGUGGAACUCACAAUCCAUGAUUCACAUGGCCAUAGCCUUAUCCAUUUCCCCAAUUGUCAACAUACUAAGGUAUGACUUUUUUUUAAAAUUUUGGACGACAUA
Messenger RNA from Solea senegalensis (Senegalese sole), 1552 nucleotides. It is a transcript of the gene cbx7b, whose product is annotated as chromobox homolog 7b. The transcript is spliced from 6 exons. Gene Ontology annotation, biological process: negative regulation of transcription by RNA polymerase II. The coding region runs from base 182 to 922 and encodes 246 amino acids. NCBI's taxonomy places the organism in Eukaryota, Metazoa, Chordata, Actinopteri, Pleuronectiformes, Soleidae. The record is from RefSeq and is a predicted model, not a curated record. Gene Ontology annotation, cellular component: PRC1 complex.